CAGCUAUAUGGAUUACUUCCUGGCUAUUGCACUGUGUAUAGGUGAGUUGACCAAUAAUUACACUGUGUAUUGAUAAUUUUAUCAAUCAUUCUUUUUUUAUACAUGAGUUGACCCAUCAAUUAUGAUCAAUAGAUAGUGUUUAGGCUAGUUGACCAAUAAUGUCACUAUGUAUAAGAGAGUUGACUUAUUCUUUUUCACAAGUAGCCACAGUCUUUGAUGAAUAAUCCCUAAGCUCAACUUUUGAUAAUUUAUCAGGAGGCAGAAUUUAUCUGUGCUUAAAUUAUGGUGUUUGUUUGUUUUUUUUUUUAGAUCUGUGUUUUGAAUUGAAAUGAGAUCCUCAUUUUCAACUGUCUUUACGAACCUUUUUUGUUUUUAUUUUAAUUAAUAAAACAUAAUUUCAUUUUAUUGUAGGUUGGAUGUUCACAAUUUCCUUAACUCGAGGUUUUAAAGUUAUCAACUAUUUUUGGCGGCUCAUUCAGAUCAUGAUCAUCAGGGACGUCCUCAAGUUCUUGUUUAUCUAUCUCUUUGUGCUGCUGGCUUUUACUUUUGCCUUCCAUGCUCUCUUCCAAGGUAAGGCAGCCAAUCAUUUACCACACAGAUGGUCCAGCACAACCUGAGGGCAUACACUUGUGGGUUCCAAGUCAGAAGACAGAAGAGGGAUUUUAAAUGUAUUCUUUCUGGUUAUUUUACCCCUUUUCCAGUUGAUAUUAAUAAUAUUAUGUAAAUUAACAACCCAAUUAGUACUUUAUUUGCAUAUGCAUGAUUAAUUCAUAUUUGUAACUAAUUACAGUUAAUGCCCUGCUAAAUAGUUGAAAGUCCUAAAAUUAAUUUGCAAGCCAAUAAAGGAGCCAAGCUUGAUUCUGUCAUUUUUUUUUAUUUCUCCAUUCAGGUUUUAAAUAAUCUCUAAACCACUCUUUUUUUCAUUAUCUGCAUGAUAACCAUACUAGCCAAAAAAUGACAUGUUUCAUGUAUUUCAGUAUCUGCAACAUUGUCAGAUCUCUACCCCAAUCCUGUCUACACUGUCUUUCUAAUGUUCAACAUGUUGAUUGGGAUGGAGUAUGUCUUUGAGUAUGGUGUUGUGGAUGAGGGGCUCUCAUCUCUCAGCAGAUCAACUUUGUUUAUGAAGGUAUAUAUUUUUUAAAAACUAGUCACAAACUCGUGAUCAUAAUUUUCAAUUACUUAGCUGUGAAAUUAGUUAAAUUGCCCCAAAUACAACAUAUUUGUUAAUGUCAAAUAAUUAGAAAAAUAAAAAAGAUAUUAUUACAAAUUAAACUCUGUCAUUUUAGAACCCACAUACCCGGUAAUCAAGUAAAAACAGUUAAUGAACAAUAGAGUUGACUAAAUGUAAAAAUAUACAAAUAUUUAUUUACUUAGCAUCUCAACAAAAUGUAUCAUUUAAGUUUGUUUCGUGAAUUUGUUUUUUCCCAUUUGUUUAGAUUCUGUAUGUGAUCUACAUGGUCCUUGCCACCAUUGUUCUACUUAACCUGCUCAUUGCCAUGAUGAAUGGUUCAUAUCAGGAAAUUCUCAGGGUAAGAAUUUAUUUUUUUUAAAGUCUAGGGAAAAAAGCCACAUUGCAUCUUUGUCAAGCUGUUCAAGGGAGAAAAAUUUCUUAAUGUACAAAUUAUUUAAUUUUAUUACAGUAAUUAUGCUUUUCAUAAUUGGUGAUUGCUGCAGUAAAGUACUGGUAUUUAGAUUUAAACUGUACCUCUCAAAUUAAAUUUACUCUAUCCCUGCUAACUCCAUAUAUUUAUUGUUUUAAAAUUGUCUAUCUCAACAAAGUAGCUAUAAAUCAAUUUGAUAAGACUGAACCCAAAUCAGUUUUGAGUUUUGGAGAAUUAUUCUGUAAAAUAUAAUGAAAAAUUAAACAAAGAAUAAUUUUAAAAUAUCUAAGCUGAGAGAUCUUUCUGUUUACACCUAACACUCCACACACCACCAUACCACCCAACUCUCAAACCAUAAGUCUCCACAUCCCACCACUUUACACCCCGCCAUUACACACUCCGCAACUUCACACCUUAACUCUCCACACCCAACCACUCAACAUGCCCUAACUCCACAUCCUGACUCCUUGAACCUGUAUACAACUAAGUAUCUAAGGUGGAUAAAAUAAUUUACAUUUAUUUUUGUUGAAGAAACAAACCCAAACAUGGAGGAUUGAGUCAGUGAAGCUGGGAGUGGAUGUGGAGAGGAUCAUGCCCUUGACCUUUCCAAUGUUUAGCAAGGUCAAGAUUACCAAAGGGUAGACUACAAUAAUUAUGUUUUUUUAUAAUUUACCCAACAACCUGUGUGAGAAAAAUGUGCUAGUAUUUCAAUCAAAGUAUCUUUGAAUUUAUAUUUUUUUAUAAAAUUCUAAUGAUUCAGUAAUGCACGGUUAGGGAGCAUCAGAAGUGUAAUACUCACCACAGUUUACAACAAAAUUAGCUCUGCCUUAAAAACAAUUUGUUACAUUUUCAUUUUGUUCACUCACUUCUCCAUUUUUUUUUUAAAUUUUGAUAGUCAAGUGAGUAAAGUGGUUUUUCAUUUAGAAUUAUUCUUAUUAUGGCUAUAUGUUAGUAUGGUUAUAUCUUUAUAAGGAUAUAUCUUUUCAUUUUGUAAUUUUAAGUAUGUAUGUAAACCUAGAGUGUGAAUAUAAUCUCUUAUAUAUAUUUCAUGUCUGGUGUGGCUCCUAAGUGUCAUGCUUGAUGGUUGAGCUCUAGUAAAAAGGUUGAAUUUUUUCGGAGGUGACUAUUAUAUUAAUCAAUAAAUAACCAUGGGUAUGGUGAGGACUAUCUGUAGGACUAUUGUCUAAAGGCCGGCAGGUAGGGUGUAGGACUGUCUGUAGGACUAUUGUCUAAAUGCUGGCAGGUAUGGUGAGGACUGUCUGUAGGACUAUUGUCUAAAGGCCGGCAGGUAGGGUGUAGGACUGUCUGUAGGACUAUUGUCUAAAUGCUGGCAGGUAUGGUGAGGACUGUCUGUAGGACUAUUGUCUAAAGGCCGGGAGGUAUGGUGAGGACUGUCUGUAGGACUAUUGUCUGAAGGUCGGCAGGUAGGGUGUAGGACUGUCUGUAGGAUGAUUGUCUAAAGGCCGGGAGGUAUGAUGAGGACUGUCUGUAGGACUAUUGUCUAAAGGCCGGCAGGUAGGGUGUGGGACUGUCUUACUGUAAGCUUAUUGUUUAUAGAAAAUGAGAAGGUACGGUACCUCUUUUUUUUUGUAACACUUGGACCCACCAGGUAUUUUCUCAAAAUAACAACUGCACCUGGUUAUGCCUUAGUAUUGAAUAACUAACUAAAUCUUCUUUUGAUUCUUUGUGACAGGUUUAUUUGCCCAUCUGAUCAAACCAUUGGCGUCAUCAGGUGGUACAUUGAGGUGGCUAAAGUCAAGCAGUCUGUCUGUGAAUGUGGUGCACAUGAGGACAAGGACAAAGCUGUACUGGGAGAACUGGCAUCUAAAAUGGCCACGAUGGCCGAGCAAAUCCAGUCACUGAAAACUAAUGUUGAUGGCAUCUAUGCUAUGAUGACAAAUAACCAGGACAAGACAUCAGCAAUAGACAAACAAAAGAUCAAGCAUACAGUAAUCUCUGGAGAGAACAAUUGAUAAGGUGUACUAUGUUAGGAAAUUAACUUUUGACUUCUAUGUUGAAGGAAUAAAUUAAUCUUUGAUAUAAAGUCCGACUACAAACUUUCUCUUUGGGGUCAUCCAUAAAAGACG
Molecule: messenger RNA, 3688 nt
Organism: Lymnaea stagnalis (great pond snail)
Lineage: Eukaryota; Metazoa; Mollusca; Gastropoda; Lymnaeidae
Source: the annotation of a GenBank genome assembly